GCACUUCCCUUAAUUACUCCCACCACCACAUCUAGUUAAGCUCUUAUUUCUACUUCUAAUCGUUCUUGAUUUCCUGUUGUGAUUGAAAGAGACAUUAACAAUGGCCCCCUCAAAGGUCCUUCUCCUCCUCGGCCUCGCCUUCCUCGCGAUCAUUCUCGUCUCAUCCGAGGCUGUGUCCGCCCGUGAGCUGGCCGAAACCACCGAAACUGGGGAGACUGUGGGGAUGGACCACUAUGGACAUGGUGGACACGGCCACGGAGGCUACGGCCACGGAAAGGGCCACGGAGGCUACGGCCACGGAAAGGGCCACGGAGGCUACGGCCACGGAAAGGGCCACGGUGGCUACGGCCACGGAAAGGGCCACGAUGAUGGGCACCAUUAAAUAUGUGGCCACAAUGAUGGGCACAAUUAAAUAAAAGUACGGGACAAAAGCUAAUUUCCAGCUCCAGUCGAUAUGAGAAAUCACAGGAGUGAUCAUGGAAGUUGGUGUAUACUAUCAUGUGUUUUUGUGUGUGCAUGCGUGUAUGUGUGCGUAGUUUCGUCUAUGCCUCAUGGUGAGAUAAUAAGCUGUGGAAUCACUGUAAUGCCAUUGGCAUGCAAGCAAACAGCAGUCUAUAUGUUAAAGUACGGUUUUCAUUAAAUUAA
This is a messenger RNA of Punica granatum (pomegranate), 645 nucleotides long. NCBI's taxonomy places the organism in Eukaryota, Viridiplantae, Streptophyta, Magnoliopsida, Myrtales, Lythraceae. The record is from RefSeq and is a predicted model, not a curated record.